Molecule: messenger RNA, 448 nt
Organism: Aquila chrysaetos chrysaetos
Lineage: Eukaryota; Metazoa; Chordata; Aves; Accipitriformes; Accipitridae
Gene: ASDURF
Product: ASNSD1 upstream open reading frame
Exons: 4
Coding region: 42-317 (91 amino acids)
Source: RefSeq, a predicted model, not a curated record
UGCGCGUGGUCCCCGGCGGGGCGCGCGCCGGGGGGAGGGGGAUGUCGGGCCGCGCGCCGCGGCAGGAGGAGGGGGAGAGCGCGAAGCUGCGCCGCAAGGAGGAGCUGAGCCGGAGGAUUAAAGAGCAGAAGGUUGUAGUUGAUGAGCUUUCUAAUUUGAAGAAGAACCGGAAAGUUUAUAGGCAGCAACCCAAUAGCAACAUAUUCUUCCUUGUAGACCGAACAGAAACGCUAUCUCAAUGCAAAAAUACAUUAGAUGAAUUAAAGAAGGCACAUCAGGAGAUGGAAAAUUCAGAAAAGGCUAAAAUCAAGAAAUAGUCCAUCUGAAUUCAAAGUCACAAUGUGUGGUAUUUGUUGCGUUGUUACCUUGUGUAGCCAGCAUGCUAUUCAUGAUUUCUUUAACAAAGACAUACUCUGCCGUCUUAGAAGAAGAGGACCAGACAGUAGCC